Messenger RNA from Hyalella azteca, 5511 nucleotides. RefSeq lists its product as uncharacterized. The transcript has 11 exons. The record is from RefSeq and is a predicted model, not a curated record. Bases 188 to 3628 code for a protein of 1146 amino acids. Gene Ontology annotation, molecular function: histone binding. NCBI's taxonomy places the organism in Eukaryota, Metazoa, Arthropoda, Malacostraca, Amphipoda, Hyalellidae.
UUAUUUAUUUUUUUUGAAACGUUGUUGGACGUUUUGCUCUUCACUUUAAACGUGACCUCAUGUUUCAAAAGGGAGCGAAGUGACGCGGACGUGAUGGUUGUCGCUUUAACUGAGCUGCUCAAAUAAAUAAUUUAUCGUCUUUUUCCUCUUGCAAGCAUUUAUUGUUUUGUUUACUUUUAUUUUUAUUAUGGCGGAUGAAGUGGUUGACAUCGGGAGCUCUGAGGAUGAAAUCGAUAACAUCUUUGGCUCAAACCGCUCAAAAUCAGAAGAAGACAUCCAGGUUGUGGCAUGCACAAGUAAAACAAGUUUUGGAACAAGUCACCAGCUACCAUGGUCUUCAAGUUAUAAUGAUUCUUCCUCUCCUGGAUCAUCUAAAUCUAGUAUGAAUAAUGGAUCAAAUUUAAAAGUCAAUAGAAUUUUGCCACCUUCAAGCAGCCGCCAAGAAAUAAAGUCAAUCAUUCGGAAUUCAACCCAGUCAUCCAUAGGACAGUUCUUAGUUCAAGAAACUGUUGAUGAGAGAAGGAAGAGAAUUCUUGAAGCACCUUGCCAAGAUGAACCUCGUCACAAGAAAUUGAAAACAAGUCAGUCAGAAGGAUCUAAGAAACCUGAUGAUAUUUCUGUGCUGCCAGUUUCUGGAGAUUCAGAUUUGGGUCCUGAGUGUAAUACCAGCAAGAAAAAAAAUCACAUUGAGGAUCUUCCAAGUCCUGUCAAUAAUUCUGAUGUCUCAAAUGCACCACAAAAGUCUGAUGAUGAAUCUCAUCAGAUUAAAGACUCAGUUUCUAAGUUUAUUGAAAAAUGGGAAUCUGUGAAAGGUGCAAAAGAUAAAAGUGACAAGAAGAUUGAAGAAAAAAUUUGGAGAUACUUCUACUUGGCCCACACAUCCUUUACACAUUCCAAGUUGUUUCGGAGGAACAUUGAGACAGCCAUGAACCGCAUUAAUUCUGACAAUGUUUAUGUUCUGAUCAAAGACCUGCUGGACUGCCUGAAGAGUUAUAAAGAUGUUCCUUACCAAGAGCCGUCUCGUGACAACAAUGUAACCACUGAAGCCUCUUGUGAGCCUCCGAGACCUCUUACUGAAGAGGAGGCCAAGACUGAGAAGAAGUUGCGUAAGAUAGAGAAGACUAUGGCCAAAAUUGCUGAGCAAAUCAAAGUGUUGGAUGAAGCUGAAGUAGAUCUGGAUGAUGAAGAUAAUUCAGCUUAUCUGGUGCAGGAGAGACUGAAGGCCCAGUUCAUGAAACUGGACGACUAUUACUGCAGACUGGCAGGCUGCUCUCGGUCCACUGGCAGACCUCUGGAGAAGCGAUUUAGAUACCAAGGUUCGCGCUAUCCUGAGAUAAAUCAACGCAUCAGUGCAUGGAUCAACAAGCACAGGGAGUUCCCAGAUUACCUCGAUGUAUUGAACCUUGUGAAGAAAGUUACAAAUGAAUCUGCUCUCCCCCUGCGUCCUGAGACUGUGCGCGUUCAAGCUCAAGAAAUAUUCCGAGACGUGGGCAAGAUGCUCAAGGAGCGCCGUGAGAACGACGAUCUGUACAGCAUCUACAGCUACUGCGACUCCGACGCCCCUGACCCUGCCACACAAAACCCUGAGCUCGCCGCCAUUCUUGACGAGAACGCCGUCGUUGCCAGCAAUAAACUUUCCAAGGUUUUCCAAGAGUUUGUAGAUAAGGAGACAGAGAUGCGUGAGGUCUCAGACUUGAAGGCAGAUUCAAAGAAAACAAGUACAGACGACGAAACCACUGGUCACGAGAGUCGGCUAGAUGGCGAUGAGGCAAUUAACGAAGAAGCUCCAACAUCUUUACAAAAAUUUAGCGAUACAAAUAAGCAAGAUAACGAGGGGCGGCGCGACUCUGGCUCUCAACGUAAAGGUGUAUCGUCAAGUGAUCAACCUGAAAAUGAUGCUUUUGAUACCGUAAACGACGACGACAGUGAAAGUCCGUUCUCGCCAAUUGUCCAGCAGGAACUUGUAUUUGAUGAUGGCGGCCAGAACGAUGAUGAUGAUGAAAGUGACGAUAACGAAGAAAAUCAUAUGAACGUUGAGGAAGACGAUGAUGAUGAUGAUGAUGAUGAGGAAGAUGAUGUAGAUUCUUUGUCUUUGCCUGACAUUGAGCAUCAAUCAGACGACGAUAGCAGUUCAAAUGAAGCUCCAUCCAUGAAGGAGCACAGAGUCGAAAAUGCUCUACAACAAAGGCAAAAUAAGUCUAUAGAAAUACCUGUUGUAGUUUCUGAAAUGUUGAAUGAUCGUGUGGAAAAAAUGGGGGAUGCAGCUUCUCUUAAGAGUAUGAAUGCUGCAAGUACUUUGGAUUUGGUUGACAGCAGAAGUGAUGACAAACUGGAACCAUCAUUCCGGAAAUCUCGGGCCGAAAAUUCUCUUCUCUUGGAAUCGCCAGAUAUCAUCCCUGAUACAGAAUUAGAUAAUGUUACAGAAGGAAUGUUCAUUUCAGCUAAUGCUGGCAGAAAAACUUGCGAAUCUAAUGCUUUGGAAGCAACAACGUGUGGUAGACGGUCUGAUACUCCAAUAGAACAUACUUCACCGAGUCAGAAAUCUAAUUCUGCGAGAAACAAAUUGAUUUCUCCUAAAAGCAUGCAACGGCUUAAACAAAAAAAUGAAAGCCUUACAGAUGUUACUGAUGAAAACUACAUUUCAGAGCAGGAGGAUUCUGGAAGUUUGCAUCCAACAAAGGGACAAAAUGAUGCAGGAAUGACCGUUGUAAACAAUUAUAGGUCAAGUUCGGAUGUAGUCGAAGAGGUGUCUAGCAACCAAGAAGUCGAGGUAAUUGAAUCAACUGUUCAUGGUCCGAAUAGAACCCAAGACGCCUCCAUUAACAAAGAGUCAACUUCACCUAAUAAAUUGAGGCUUACAAAAAAGCCUGGCCCUCUGUCAAAGAAUUCGUCGUCUUCCUCGAGCGUUCCUAAAGGCCCCGUGCCACGAAUAAAGACGGCCAAGCUCAGUCGUUUGGGUGUUACUAAGGGGCAGGCUUCCCCGGCGUCAAGCAGCUCUAGUAUAGAUUGUAUCGACACCAACAUAGAGGAGUCUGUUGUGGACGCCAGUAUUAAUAGUGCUAAUGGUAUAAUGUACAAUUCGAACGGUGUCCACUGUAGCAAAUCGUUUGAAAUAAGUACUGAAAAUUGCUUAAACACUGAUACACCUUCUUCCCUUGGUAAAACUAAGGAUUCUAAUCGUUCUGACGAAUUCAAAGAUAAGUCUAAUUUGAGUAGUAUGAACUCUUCUAGUACUUCGAGAUCCCUGUCCUGUGCUUUAAGCAAGACCAAGGAUGUAGGGGAACCUGCUGCCAUUGAAGUUCUCGAUUCCGCAGUGAAAAACGGCAAUCAUAACGAAAAUUUUGAUGUUGACUGCCAAUCAUUGUCGCCACAGCCGGAAGAACUGUCGUCUGAAGAAGACGUUUUACUUGCAACAAGCCAGCAUUUUGGAGACACAGACGACGACUACAACGACGUGCAUGGCCUGCCAGAUGCCAGAUUUGACAGCGCGUCGCACAAAAGCUUAGAAGUUCUGGUGAAGGAGGAAGCCGCGGAUGGCAGGAGAAGGCGCGCUGAUCCUGUGCUGCUGGUGCCCAACGGACGUUACCAGCAGAGAGCGGCGUCUCCAGAACUGGUGGAGCUCGAUUAGGUUCUAGUAACUAAUCUUAAGGAAACAUGCGCGAACUUGACCUGGACAAUGCACCGAUUUCAAGGCACGCUUUGACAUUUUAUUCUCAUAGGGCUUAUUUAUAACACAUCGAAUGUUUAAUUGCACGUUAGGUGAAAUUCCUCCUAUUUAUCAGUUGAUUUUAAGAUACAGUUGCUGAGAAAAUUGCCGAUGUCCCUUCAUUUUGGAAUGCUAAUGCCCACCUGGGUUGUUAAAUGGGAACUUUUCUAAAAUUGUCAAGAUUUUUUUACUUCACUGAAAGUCGUAAUUAAAAUUAGAUAUAAUCCUAAAAUUAUAUAUAAUUAAUGCGCUUGUGACCGCCGCUUAAUAAAUGAUUCCGAUGUCAUAAAUUCGUCAAGAACUCUGACACAUUGACUACGUAUUGGUACAUUAACUAUCACUGAGACUCUUAACUAACGUGUUUGUGCACAUAUUUACCGCUGAAUAAGUGUUCUGGCGGCGUCUAUGACGUGUUGAUAGUUGCCAUUCAUUGGGUGAUUUGGGUUAAUUGUUCAGGCUUUGAAUGAUGAUUGGUUGGCUUGUUUGUGUGGUUUCAGGUUCUGAUUCUUUAUAUUGCAGCAUUCAUAACUCACUCGUGCAUGGAGGGAGUGAAGCGAAUACCUUGAAUCUUCAUCCCAAUCCUCCUAAUCGCAAUUAAGCUAUAUUCGGUUGGAAAUAUAAGUGCAGUACGGUAGUAAUGUUUUCGAUAGUUACAUUUUGAUAGAAAAUAAGGGUCUGUCCUUGGACCAGUGCGAGUCAAAAGAGCUGGUCAAAAGCGAGUUUUAUAGAUUUCAUGUAAAAGAAAUCUAGAUGAUAAUCUAUCGUAUGUCUGGUAAAAAACUGGAUUUGGAUCAGUUUUAUUCGCCCGUUCUGAGUUGUGGUAUGUGUGCACCAUGUCCAUUUUCUUUCGACUGUACAUGUUCUAGAUUUUAUUCUGCUUAUUUAUUUGUGGUAAUUUAUUUAUAAAUUUUUAGGAUUCCUUCAGUGUGAGAUGUAUUUAUACGACCAUUCGUAAGUAGCUAUUAAAUUUUAGUGUAUUCAUGACCUUAUGACCAAUUUUUAUUGGAUAUUUCACGUCUCUGUUAGACUGUCUGAUUCGUUAUAAUUGAACGAAUUAACCAUUUCAAUGUGCUAUUAAUGCAACUAUACUGAUGACAGCAACGCUAAUACCACCUUGUUUUGAUCUGGAAUGCUUGCUGAAGAAGAGUCUGAUAUUCACACUUCAGAAAACUGGUGGCAAUCAUUUCUUUAGUUUGCUCGUUGGUUGAGCAAAUUCUUGCCUAUUAUUUCUCUGUCAAUACAUAGGCUGCUGCUAUCCUAUUAUAAGUAUUUUUCUCCUAGGUAUUUGCUAUAAUUGAUGGUAAAACGUUCAUAAGUUUGGUCAGAAUGGUUCUAAUCCUAAAGUUUGGUUUUGAUGCAUCUUAAUCUAAUAUUUUAAUUAGAGUUUCCUCAACAACAAGCCUCUAAGUCUAACAUUCAAAUGUAACGAGUUUAUGUUUAGUAUGAAUCUGUCUAAAAACAAUUUCAGGUAGUCUAUUCUAAAGCCUAAAACAAGUUUAUAUGUGCCUGUUUUUUUUUAGCUUGAGGGAUAUAUAUGUGAUGUAUACGAACAUAUUUAUGCCGCGCCUCAAUAUUCAGUAAAUCAAAUCUGUAAGUUAUAAUGUUAGCGCGGAAAAUUUUACUUCUUAUGCGUUGGAUUUGGAACUGAUUUAUGACAGAUUUUUAUUUUAAUGUUCCUGGAGAUUUUCUUCUGACUUAUUGGAGUGUGUGUGAUUCAUAACUUAUUUUUGCUUGAAUACUUCAUCAUAAAAAUUGGACAGUUCAUUGUAAAAUUGUGACAAGGAUGAAUACACAUUUAUACAAUU